Heterobasidion irregulare TC 32-1 is the source of this 3244-nucleotide messenger RNA. RefSeq lists its product as uncharacterized. The record is from RefSeq and is a predicted model, not a curated record. The coding region runs from base 208 to 3216 and encodes 1002 amino acids. The transcript is spliced from 8 exons. Lineage: Eukaryota; Fungi; Basidiomycota; Agaricomycetes; Russulales; Bondarzewiaceae. Gene Ontology annotation, molecular function: protein binding.
GAUGGCCGUAUGUUUGUACGCCUCGUGUACAUCCCCAACAGCAAUAAGUAGUCCGCCUCUGCCGUAUUCUCCCUCCGAAUUCCCUUUUGCCUUCAUCUGACAGAAUCUUCUUCAGACCCUUCUAACUUCCUUCUUCCCAGCUUGCUGCUCCUUUGCUGACCCCACUCGUCGUUCAUUUCAUUCCCUCUGUCCCUAACGUUGCUUGCUAUGACUGCCAUGACCCAUUCCUCUGUACGACAACCUCAUACGUCCCAGGGUACGACGCGCAACGCCCGACUGCUUGAUGCCGUGAUUCGUGGAGACGAGGAGGACGUCCAGAGACUGCUGGAGGCCCAUGCAGACGUCAACGUGACGGACGCUACUGGUCGGUCUGCAAUCGCUUGUGCUAUAACGGGGGAAAACUGGAGCACUGCCGAUGCGUCGGAUGCAUCCUUCAUGACCCCGGGCCGACUGAACGUUAUUCGGCUCUUGGUCGAGCACCCUCACAUCUCAUUAUACUCCCUCAAUGCGCCUCAGGAAGCUAUGAACGGUGCGACUCCACUGGGAGUCGCCACAUGGUUGAACGCACCGGAGGUCGUCCGUAUACUUAUCGAGACCAGCGCCGGCGCGGUCUCUGUCAACGGCAUGGAUGGCCAUGAGGCGACGGCGCUGAUGUGUAAGUCUCGGACAUGUCUGGGAGUUAGCGAGCACCGAGCUUACCAUAUUUCAAUCCACGCGUCAGAUGCCGCUCGCGACGGCACUGUCGAGCUUGUUAAAUUUCUGUUGUCAAACGGUGCUCGGCCUGAUUACCGAGAUAGCAAUCACCAUACCUCGAUCCAGUACUGCUUGAAACACGCCCAGGUCCUAUGGCUAUGUGAAGAUGCCUUGCGGAGACUCAGAACGCGCGAGGCCCAGUCGGAUAACAGGCGAAAGCUCAGUUCUUCAGCGCUAGCGGACGUCGAUGCUCUUCUCUUGGACGACGCGCAUCUAUCUGACGUGCACACAUAUCCUCCACCGCACUUCUUUGCACGCUCGGACAUCCUUGAAGCGCGUAAAAAUAUCAUCAAUGCGAUCAUCUCCGCUGAUCUCCCCGUUCUCCGUUCUCUUCUCUUCCCACCCCCACUUCCUUCUUCCGACGCGUCGCAGAGCUCUUUGGUCACCCCAGCUCCAGUUCUUGUCAAUCACCCCGAUGCCCAGGACUGGAGUCCCAUUCACUAUUGUGUGUCGGUUCGCCUUCCCUCCGUUGACGUUCUCGACACACUCUACCGUGCUGGCGCCGAUGUCAGUCUGUUUUCCAAAACCGGAAGUUGUACCCCUCUCCACUGCCUCGCACGCAAGAAACGCGGCCCCGAUUCUUUCAGGAGCCCCGCAAUGACGCGUUUGUUGUACCAAUUUGUUGUGCAUAUAGUUUGUGAUCUAAAAGCGCCCUUGGCGGCGCUUGACCCCAACGGGGAGACGUGUAUUCAUAUUGCAGCUGAGCAUGGGGAUAGCGCGGAGGUGCUCAGAGCCCUUUUAGACUGCGACACUGACGGGACGGUGAGGGAUGUGCGGAACUCAAGAGGGCUUACUGCUGUCGAAGUCUCGCGAUCCGAGUUUCACGCACUAUUCGGCACGCAUGACGGCAGCCUACGCUCGUCUUCGUCUGCGUCGCUCCGCACUGUCAGACCACUCCACUCGUACAGCUCCGUGCCCUCGAUUUGUUCAUUUGUCACAGAUUCUCCGAUCGUCAGACCCCACUUCCCACUGUCGUAUUCAUCGGCCCUCCCUCCCUCCCUUGCGAACGCCGAAGACGAGACGCUUUCGUCCUCUGCGGACCGAAUUCUCCGCGACCUCCGCUUUAUCUCCAGUGAACUCUGUCAACCAUCCCAUACCUUGGUGGCUGACAUCGCGAACUUGGACAGUAUUCUGAGGAAGACCGCUGCGCGCAGUAGCGAUUUACUCAGCCGAUGGCGCACCAAGGUGGAUGAAGCGAGGGACGGUCUGCAUGGAGCCCAAGAUACGUGGGCAAAGAUCGAUUCGCUUCUGGAUACAGUAUCUCAGGCUGUCGAGGACAAGGCUGUCAAAGAGCGAGAGGAAAGAGAUAAGGUUUGGCCUCUAGAGCCUCACGGGCGAUCGAGAAGCGGGACUACAGUUUCCGGAGAUUCUCAACUGACCGCCGUAUCGGACGACAAUAUUGAGGACGCCGGGAGUGACAUUGAUCGCUUCAUCGACAACACUGAUGCUGCGUACGGAGGCCUUGCUUGGCCUCCCACAUUCGACGCUGAUGCCUCUUCCAUUCACAAUGGUCGGUUUGUUUCCGACGCGGCAUCUACGAGAGGACUAGGACACAUGCGUCUCAAGUCUUACAAAAGCACGGGCGACCUUCACCGCACGAGCCCGCCGCUCCUGCAAAGAAGCUCUCCGACGCGCGCGCUGGCACGCAGGCCGAGGGCUGACACUCUUGUCGGUGUGGUGCGCAACGAAAGGGGCGACGGCGACUCUGGCUCAGGAUCCGGAAAGGACAAGGACGGCGUUCAGACUCAGACGCAGAAGGGCGGGACGUCGUCGAGAUUCAAGGCAUGGUUCAAGCGGAAGAUUCUGUCCGAUCGGACGGCAGAGAAGCCGCUUCCUGUGGUGCCGAGGACGUCCACGGAGCCGAGGCCAUCGCUAACGACUCUGUGCGAGAAGGACGAGGGCGCAGAGAAGGAGGGCAGCUCGCCGCCGUCCGAGGAGGAGCAGCGCGUGUCUUAUCGAGCGCUCGCGGCUGCUGGCAAGGACCUCGCGCGGAUCGACGAAUGCAUAUCGAAUACCGACAAGUUCAUCGCGUCUGCGUAUCGGUGUAUCGUGCAGACGGAGCAGAGCAUCACGAAGGCCAUCAAGACUCGCGAGGCAUUGAUCUACGAUCACCGUUUUGCGAACACUGUCGACGCGGGAAUCGAAGCCGUCUUCUCUUGGCGAGCAUCUGACGCGCCUUCGACUGAUGUAGUCAUCAAUCCCAUCGAAAUUGCUCUUCCUCUGAGCACCGCUCUGAGCGUGUCUGUGAACUCAUCAGCAGGCUCCUCCGUGACGUCGCUGUCUUCGACUCUCGAUGCCGAGGAUAUCGACGAGGACACGCGGGGGCUGCAGCAUCUGCUGAAGCACAAGAUCGUAGGCAAGGUGGACCUCGCGCUGGAGGAGGUCGAGAAGGUGGAGGUGUGGCUGAAGGUGGUGAAGAGUGUGGUGAGGGGUGUACAGAGACGCGUGGACGUAGCGAUGUAGUGCGAUGUAGCAAAAGACGUUGGGAUCG